AUGCGAGGGCGCGAGGACGCGAACGCGCGCGUGCUCGGAAGCCAGUGGGGCGACGAGGGCAAGGGGAAAUUAGUGGAUAUUUUGGCGCGCGAAUACGACGUCGUGGCGAGAUGUCAAGGCGGUGCGAACGCGGGUCACACUAUUUAUGACGAUGAUGGGAAGAAGUACGCGCUGCAUCUCGUUCCGAGCGGGAUUUUGAAUGAAAACGCGACGUGCGUCGUCGGCAACGGCGUCGUGGUGCACCUUCCGGGGAUGUUUGAUGAGAUUGACGCUUUAUUAAAGGCUGGUGUGGACGCUCGAGGGCGUAUGAUGGUGUCUGAUCGCGCGCAUUUGUUGUUCGAUCUUCAUAAAGAAAUCGAUGGCUUGCGCGAGGCGGAGUUGAGUGGGAAUAAAAUCGGUACGACGAAGCGCGGCAUCGGUCCCGCGUACGCCUCCAAAGCGACGCGCAACGGGGUUCGUUUGGGGGAUAUUCGAGACGCCGAUAAGUUUGCGAACGCUUUGCGCACGCUUGCGGCGGACGCGGCGGCUCGAUUCGAUGGUUUCGAGUACGAUGUCGAGGCGGAGAUUGUGCGAUACAGAGAAAUCGCGUCGCGCAUCGAGCCGUUCAUCGCGGACACGGUCGAGUACGUCAACGACGCGCACAGGAACGGGAAGAAGAUCUUAGUCGAGGGUGCGAACGCGACCAUGCUUGAUUUGGAUUUCGGUACGUAUCCGUUCGUGACGUCCUCCAACCCAGCGAUUGGUGGCGUUAGCAAUGGCCUCGGUUUGGCGCCGAGAAAGUUUGAAACCAUCAUCGGCGUCGCCAAGGCGUACACCACGCGCGUCGGUGCGGGUCCGUACCCGACUGAACUUUUCGGUGACGUCGCCGAUAAACUCCGCGAACUCGGCUACGAGUACGGCACCACCACCGGUCGCCCUCGUCGCAUCGGUUGGUUGGACAUGGUGGCGUUGAACUACGCCAACCAAAUCAACGGCUUCACGCACUUGAAUAUCACCAAGCUCGACGUAUUGAGCGAGAUGGACGAGCUCAAAAUCGGCGUCGCCUACGAGCUUCCUAACGGAAAGACCACGACUGCGUUCCCGGCCGACAUCGCCACCUUGGAAAAUGUCAAGGUGGUUUACGAAACCUUGCCCGGUUGGAAAACCGACAUCGCAAACGUGCGCUCUUGGGACGACAUGCCCGAAAACGCCAAAAAGUACAUUCUUCGCUGCGAGGAGCUCUCGGGCGUCGAGUGUCGCUACAUUGGCGUCGGCCCGGGUCGCGACGCCAUGGUAAUUAAACCGUAAUCGUAAUAAUACCAGUACUUUCGGA
Messenger RNA from Ostreococcus lucimarinus CCE9901, 1312 nucleotides. RefSeq lists its product with no specific name. The record is from RefSeq and is a predicted model, not a curated record. Gene Ontology annotation, biological process: IMP metabolic process; 'de novo' AMP biosynthetic process. Gene Ontology annotation, cellular component: cytoplasm. Bases 1 to 1287 code for a protein of 428 amino acids. Lineage: Eukaryota; Viridiplantae; Chlorophyta; Mamiellophyceae; Mamiellales; Bathycoccaceae. The transcript is spliced from 2 exons. Gene Ontology annotation, molecular function: adenylosuccinate synthase activity; GTP binding.